CUCAAUAAUUUAAUUGCUGUAGAAAUUUAAUAAAAAUAAUCACGAUGAUGUUGAUAAAGAGUAUUGUAUUGAGUGCAUUGUUCGCCAGUGUUUCGUGCUACGAAUUCAAAAACUUCAAAUCAUCAUCAACAAAUCCUCCAAUCACACACACAGAUAUGGCUCAACUUUUUGAACUUUGUUUUGCAAAUACAUCAAAUCCAAUCGCAAUAACUGAAAAUUUGGUAGAGACAUUUCAAAAAAAUUUGCCCAUCACAAUAAAGGCGCCUGUCAUUAUCAUCAACGAAAAUUUCAUCUCCAAAGACAUUCAGCUGUACUAUCCAACUUACCCGAUGUAUAUUUUAUCGGUGUCGAGUGCUCAGGAGAUGUUCGAACUCUUAUCAAAAUUGCUGUCUUCACCGUUAUGGAGUCUAAAAUCCUCAUUCUUUGUGGUCUUCGAACCCGAAAAAUAUUGUGUGCAUUCAUGGGAAUUUCUCGAUGCGCUGUGGCAGUUAGGAUUGUUAUCAUGUAUCAUAGUGUGCUCCAACAACGAUAAUGAAACCAGUCUGUAUACUUAUAAUCCAUUCACAAAUCGAGCACCCGAUCCUUGGGUCGAAACUAAUAUAAGUUGGCUCGACCGACGUAAUCUACCAUUGACCCUUUACAACCAAUCUUUUUCAAACGGUAAAUACUCUUUCUUAUCAUCAUAAUUAUUAUCAUUAUCACUAUCUUAGCUAAUAAACGACGAAAAUAUUUUGAAUUUUUUCAGAUUAUAAAAUAUGUGAGACUCUGUUUUUCGAUAAAACUAAAGUUCUUGAUGGCUAUCCCGUUAAAAUCGGCUCACUAAACUUAAUGAAAUCUAGAAAUUUAGAUACCAUACUUGAUUCUUUAAACAUGACUCGACAAACAAUACUUUUUGAUUCUCAAAAUUUCUCAAAGGCACUAUUACUACUAUCCGAUGGAACUUACGAUUUGACACAAUUUACCCUGGGCUUUUCAUGUCCUGGUUAUUUAAACACGGUGCCAUUUAUGCAAGAAUUAUCUUAUAUCAUAGUAACACAAAAGGCAAAUUAUAUAUCAGCAUCUUAUGAAAUUGCACAUGUAUUCGAUAUUAAUGGAGCCAUAGCGAUAAUUUUUCUUCUUCUUGUAAUCACCCUCUUGAUUGUAUUGCACAAUGAGUAUCAGAUCGGAUUGGCUGUUCUGGAUGUCCUGAAGCUGCUGAUGAGUAUGGGGAUCGAUGCACCUCUCGACCGUCUCGCCAUGAAAAUCACCUUCUUCACGGGGUUUUUCUUUGUUUUCAUCUUUAGUUCAUUGCUUGAGGGUCAAUUAUUUGCCGUAUUAACUCGCCCGCCGACUUAUAACAUGGAAUCCCUUAAAGAUUUGUACGAUCACAAGUAUCACGUAUAUUAUACGUCGAGCCUCCGUGAAUAUAUUUUAGAAGAGCAAUUAUGGAAAACUGAUGAAGAUAUGAAAUACUUACAUCCCAUUCUCGAAUUGGACCCUAUAGACGAUUGCGUGAAAAAAGUUAUCGAAAAUAAUAGAGCUGCGUGUAUGGCUCAAGAUUGGCAACUAAUUGACUACGCUGUUAAACAUAAUUUGCAUAUAGCACAACGAGUCGUGCUGAAAACACCGAGUUUCUAUCAUACGCAUCUAUUUUGGGCUCUGAUGGAUCGCUUUUACCAUGAAUCGUUGAACCUACAAGAGUCAGGAAUGAACGUUUUCACAACACGCCUGAUAAAAUCACGGAAGAAACUGAAAGCUAUAAAUAGACUUAGUAGAAUCGUUGAUUAUCGAAUAAUUGACGCUGUAGAUUUAACGAAUUUGUAUGUAUUUAUGGCAUUUUUCCAGUGUUUGGCAGUUAUUGUUUUUGGUAUUGAGUAUAUUAUCGGACGUUAUCGCCGUCCCAUACAAUAAAAAAUAAAAAUCCGUUAACUUAAAAAAAUUGUGUGUUAUUAAUAAAAGUGCAGUCGCGCGUGCUCGGCUUAAUGAAUUUGAUCACUUGGAUUGUCU
This is a messenger RNA of Microplitis mediator, 1986 nucleotides long. RefSeq lists its product as uncharacterized. The coding region runs from base 829 to 1890 and encodes 353 amino acids. The record is from RefSeq and is a predicted model, not a curated record. The transcript has 2 exons. Lineage: Eukaryota; Metazoa; Arthropoda; Insecta; Hymenoptera; Braconidae.